Messenger RNA from Phoenix dactylifera (date palm), 3923 nucleotides. RefSeq lists its product as uncharacterized. NCBI's taxonomy places the organism in Eukaryota, Viridiplantae, Streptophyta, Magnoliopsida, Arecales, Arecaceae. The record is from RefSeq and is a predicted model, not a curated record.
CCCAGUCCCAGCGAAAGCCGCGUGCGCGAAGACGAGCUCCUCUUCGGACUUACCUUCUCCGUCUCCGUUCCCGCGCCCCCUUCCCUCUAUUCGUUCAUAUUUGCCGCCAUUCUUCUCCCUCCCCGUUUCCGUUCCCAUUCCAGCUAACGCCCUCCGGUGUCCUGCCCGAAACCGUUCGUAACGCACCGUUGUUAGAAGAACCGAAACGUUACCAAGUCACCAUGGACGGCAAUGAAGAGAAUUAUUUCCAAUUCCAAGCGCGAGAGUCGGAGAGGAGAGGAAUUUAGGGUCGGAGUUGGGGUUUUGGUCGUCAAUCGAUGAUUGAGAGGAGGAGAGAUGGGGAGAGGGAUUGAGGGCGGCGGCGGCGGGAUAUGGGAUGCGGGAGCUCCAGGGCGGAGUCCAGGGUGGUGUCGCUGUGCCGGGAGAGGAGGAAGCUGAUCCGGGCGGCGGCGGACCGCCGGUACGCCCUCGCGACUGCCCACGCCGCCUAUUUCCGGGCGCUCGCCGCCGUCGGCGACUCGCUCGAGCGGUUCGUCCGGGAGGAGCUCGCGGUGGCGCCGUCACCCCCCGGGUCGCCGGUGCUCACCCUGCCAUCCGACGGCAAGGGCAAAAGCAAAUCUGUGAGCUCCGCUUCCGGCGGCGGUAGUGGUGGCGGGUCAUCCUCCGUGACGCCGCUCUCCCACUCGCUCUCCGAUGACGGCUCCCCCUUGCAUCUAUCCUCCGGCUCGGAGGCCGGCGCGAGCCCGGAGAGCAAAGGAGGAGGAGGAGGAGGAGGAGGCGGCGGCGGCGGAGUAGAGUCGUCGUCUUCCCCUCCCGGGACGGCCUCGGCCGCUUCGAGCCCUAAUUAUUCAUUCAUGAGGUCAUCGACGGCGAUCCCCACCAUGUCGUAUGAGGACCCCAAUACCCAACAAUGGCAGCAUCCUUCUAACAGUGGAUAUGGAUACGGAUAUGAGUAUGGGUAUGGAUUUGGGUAUCCACCAUAUGGUGUACCAAUUGGAUCUCCGCUGCCGGGUAAAGAGAAUUCCUAUUAUUAUGACCGGCCAAUGAGUCCUCCAGGGUCGGUGGCAGCAGCUCCUUCAAGUCCUCCACCGCCGCCCCCCCCUGAAGGCUCUGCUUGGGAAUUUUUUGAUCCUUUCAAUACUUAUGAGAGACUUUUACCAGAGUAUGGUGGUGAAAGGUAUGGGGGGACCUCUUAUGUGAGCAGUCCUGAUUCGAACGAGGUGAGGGAGCGGGAAGGGAUUCCUGAUCUCGAGGAUGAGACAGAGGUCAAAGCCAUGAAGGAGGUGGGGAAAGAGAAGAAGGUUGUGAGAGAAGAUUCAGGAGGGAAGGAAUCUAGUAUUGGCAGCUAUAAGACCGAAUCAACGCAAGAAAAGGGAGAGAAGGAUGAGAAGAAUGGUAAAAUUGGGUCAGGGGAUAAAGAGAGUAAGAGUAGUUCAGUGUCAAGCAGACUAAGGAGCAGCGGGGAGGAUGACGGAUCCGGUGGGAAGAAAAAGGGAGUGAAAUUUGAGGAAGAAACAUCAUUUGUUACGGAGGAGAGCGGGCCAAGCAGUGGGAAAGCAUCGUCCACUCCUAGUGGUGGGAAAUCGUCAUCCACUCCUAGCAAUGGGAAAUCGAUGUCUGAUCCAAGCAGUGGAAAUGCAUUAUCUGCUCAUGGUACGAGAGAUGUGGCAGAAGUUAUGAAGGAAAUUAAGGAGCAUUUCAACUCAGCUGCUAAUUAUGGGGAAGUGGUUUCAAGGAUGCUUGAGGUUGGCAAGUUGCCGUACCGAUCAAGAAGUAGAAUGUUUAGAGUUAUCUCUUCCAGGAUAUGGCGUCCUAUGGCUUUUACUAUGUUGGCAUCUUCACGUCCUUCUUUCAAGCGUUCACGACAUUCAGCUGCAAGCACAAUCAGGAGCAGAGCCAGUAAUGGCAUUUCUGACAAGCACAUGGAUAUGAAGUCUGGCAACCUUUCAUCAACUUUGGAGAAGUUGUAUGUAUGGGAGAAGAAAUUGUAUAAGGAAGUUAAGGAUGAAGAAAAAUUGCAGAGCAUUUAUGACAAGAAGUACAAACGCCUGAAAGCUUUGGAUCGUGAAGGAGCAGAGUUCUAUAAAAUCGACUCCACUCGAACAUCAGUAAGAAAGUUACGUACCAAAAUAAGCAUUCUAAUUAAAUCAGUGGAUGCCAUUUCAAACAGAAUGCACAAGAUAAGAGAUGAAGAGUUGCAGCCCCAACUUACUGAAUUGAUUCAAGGAUUGGUUAAAAUGUGGAAAUCUUUGCUGGAUUGUCAUCGGAAGCAGUUACAAGCCAUAGUUGAUAGCAAAAGCCACAGUCUCAUGGCAAAGACCGGAAGCCAAAGCCAAUCAAAUGCAAAGGCUACCAAGGAACUGGAGGUGGAUCUCUUGCACUGGUGCCGUUGUUUUAAGGAAUGGAUCAGCACUCAGAAAGCUUAUAUUGAAGCAUUGAAUGGAUGGUUAAUGAAAUGGCUCCCAGAAGAACUGGAACAAACACCUGAUGGGGUUGCACCUUUCUCCCCGGGCCGGAUUGGAGCUCCUGCUGUAUAUAUCAUCUCUAAUGAUUGGUUCCAUGCAGCUAAAAGUAUUUCUGAAGACAAAGCUACUGAAGCAAUGCAUGAUUUUUCUGUGGUAGCACAUAAAUUAUGGGAGAGUCAAAACAGGGAACAGCACCUAAGACUAAAGGCAGAGUAUCUGUCCAGAGAUUAUGACAGAAAGCAGAAAUCUCUGCAGCAGGUCAGUGGGAUGAAUGAGCGCAUGGAUAUAGUGUCAGUUACUGAGAAUGGUGGGGAACACCGUGAUGAUCGCAUGACUGAAUUGGACUCGAUGAAGAAAAGAUUGGAAGAAGUGAAAACCAAACAUGAGGAAAUUGUUAAGCAAGUCCAAGAUGCAGCUUCCAGUAUUUUGCAGACUGGUUUAAUUCCUAUAUUUGAAGCCUUGAAAACUUUUAGCUCAGAGACACUCAAGGCUUAUGAGGGGCUUAGAUUGCCAAACAAAAGUGGGCCAUAAGCACACAAACGUAUAAACAAUUAUAGCCAAUUUAUGUUGGGUUUCAACCAAGCAAACCUCUUCUGGUCCAGCAAAAGAAAUAUGUUCAAGCAAAUCACUCUGGAUCAAAUUAAGAUAGCACUUCUCACCGUUGCUUGUGGAGCUUACUGUAAGGUGAGAUCGCCAGAGUGGUUUGGGACCCCUUUUAGAAAGCCAUUCUAAGUGUGGGUUCCUUCAGAAACCUUAGGGUUGCUGAUUCAACAGGAAGCAUCUUCAGGACAGUUAGAGAGGCGUACAGCAUUCAUUUAUUGGUUUAUUGAUCGGUUGGUAGGGUUUCUAGAGGUCAUGAUGGUUGCUGUUGGUUGUGGUUGAUGAUGAGGUAUAUUCAAGCUUCGCAACUGGCUGAUUAAUCAAUAGAAAGGUAGUGACUGCAUUCUUCCUCUAGAGGUUUGUAGGCUGCUAACAGCAUUAUACUACUAACUAAACAGGGAACGUAGGCUGCUUUUGAUACAUUCACAGUUAAUGUUGUAUAGCAAGCUGAAAAGGAAUUUUGUUUAGACCCCCAGCAGAAUGGUCUUGGAUCUCAGUCAUGCUUUGCAGAUUUUUUAGGCUGCUGGGGUUAGUUCCAUUGCUGGAUAAUUGAUCAGAUGGCUGGUAAUAAAUCGUAAAUAAGGAUACCCGUGGUGCAGUAUCACUUGUAAGAGCUCAUGCGUGGCCGGCGAAUGCCCUUAGUCUGUAUACCCUUGUCUCUUCUGUUAUAACUUGCUGAGAAGUGUGGUUUCUGUCUUGCUCUAAAUUUCAUAAUCAUAGUUGAAGAUUCUUGCAUCCCAAUCCCAUUUCAGAAAAAGCAGAAUAUCGCCUUUUGUAGAUCCUCUUUGAUCAAUAAUUUUGUGAACAAUUAGAUAAAUGCUUAACCGAAAAUACUGUUUCAUGUUCCCAUACUUAAAA